This is a messenger RNA of Chionomys nivalis (European snow vole), 4876 nucleotides long. RefSeq names its product Fas associated via death domain (gene Fadd). Gene Ontology annotation, molecular function: protein binding. Lineage: Eukaryota; Metazoa; Chordata; Mammalia; Rodentia; Cricetidae. The transcript is spliced from 2 exons. Bases 18 to 644 code for a protein of 208 amino acids. Gene Ontology annotation, biological process: regulation of apoptotic process; signal transduction. The record is from RefSeq and is a predicted model, not a curated record.
CCCGGCGCGUCACUGCCAUGGAUCCCUUCCUGGUGCUGCUGCACUCCCUCUCCGGCAGCCUGUCGAGCAGCGAUCUGAUGGAGCUCAAGUUCCUGUGCCGUGAGCGCGUGGGCAAACGCAAGCUGGAGCGCAUGCAGAGCGGCCUGGACCUGUUCUCGGUGCUGCUGGAGCAGAACGAUCUGAACCGCAAUCAUACUGGACUGCUGCGCGAGUUGCUGGCCUCGCUGCGCAGGCACGACCUACUGCAACGCCUGGACAACUUCGAAGCGGGGCUGGCGGUCUCGACCGCGCCGGGGGAGGCAGAUCUGCAGGUGGCAUUUGACAUCGUGUGUGAAAAUGUAGGGAGAGACUGGAAGAGACUGGCCCGUGUGCUGAAAUUGUCUGAGGUCAAAAUUGACGGGAUUGAGGAGAGGUACCCCCGAAGCCUGAGUGAGCAGGUAAGGGAGACUCUGAGGGUCUGGAAGAUUGCCGAGAGGGAGAAAGCCACAGUGUCUGAACUGGUGAACGCACUGCGGAUGUGUCAGCUGAACCUGGUGGCUGACCUGGUGGAAGAAGCGCUGCAGACCCGGGGAUCAGUGACUGAGAGUGAGAAUGUGUCCCGAGUGCUGUGGGACUCAACUGUGUCUUCCUCACAAGCACCGUGACAAGCCUGCCACUCCUGACAGGAGCCACGUUGGACUACACACACACCAUGAUGCAUUACCAAGUGCCUUCCGUUCCCAGUGCCAUGGAGACCUCGUUGAUCCAGACCAGACCCACUCACGAGCCCACUCACUGAACUAGCUCCUGAAGUAAAGCUGUUAUGUAUAGAACCUCUUUCUUCUCAACUUUGGGGACUCAUGGAACUUCUUUUGGUGUUCUCCACUGCUGCUCCUUCCCCUGAGAGAAGUCCCUCGUCCUGCAAAGAAGUUAGAGCUAAGGGCACAUGUGCUGAAAGUUUGAGAGCCUUCCUGUCCUUUGGGACACCAGCUCAGUUCAGAGCACUUGACUGCCCCGUUGACCGUUAGGACAUCUGUCCCGUUUCCUUAAAGGCCAUCAGAGCAGCUCCUGCCUGCAAACAAGUGUACUUGCGGGAGCAUCGCACACCGUACCCUGCACAUCAGCUCCUGCGAGAACUGAUUCUAAAGUUCACAGCCUACAGAAAUUGCUGCCUCUGGGAAGGACUGUGAUUUAAAGGGCAGCUCCCCUGCUUCUAACAUGGUCUUUAAACAAGUGCCCUGAGCCUAGAUGUCAUGGCUCACUCUGAAAUUCUAGCACUUUAGAGAAUUGCAUUCCAUGGCAAUAUGAAUGAGGGCUACACAUGAGGCCUUCUCACAAAAACAAGUGUCUUUACCUGGAAACACCUGUGUCCCCCAGAAUUUCCACUGUGUUAAGGACCCUUCUGAUCUUGGAAGUCCAGCGGGCUGUCUGCUGUCUUUACAGCCCUAGGUGCUAGUUGUGAAUGGGCUGAUGACAUUUCCUGUCUGCUUUGCUUCACACCAGCAGGGGGCCCUGUCUGCCAAACUGGGUCACCAAGCUUUCCAACCUUUGAUCAUAUAGCAGGCGGAUCUCUGAUCUGUGAGUUCGAGGACAGCUAGCCUACAUAGCAAACUACAGACCAGCUACAUGGAAAGACACUAUCUGAAAAGUUCGUGUCUGGAGUUUUCUUAGACCCGAGGUUCACCUGACAGAGUGAAGAGCUGCGCCCCACUGUCCUGAGCCUAGUGUUUGCUUCAUAAGUGAACAGCCUGGGGCUUGUGCUCAAACAUUGAUCAAACAUUUCCUGAGGUUCUGUGCCCUCAUUUCCCCCUCUCUGCUCUACCCACCCCACCAGGCCGCUGACCCCUCAGCACACGUGGGCUCUCCUCAGCCCCCUUCUCAUUUAUUGUUGAUUCCUUCACUGCUGCGUUCCUGGGCUGCAGCCUCCCCAGCCUCGAGCCUACUGUGCUUUUCAGCCCAGCGCCUGUCCAUCUGGCUCUUCUGCCUCACUCAAACUAUUGGCCAUUGAGGCCUCUCCUGUCUUCUCUGGGAACUCAUCCUGUUUUCUCUGACCCCGUGUCCCACCUGGCUACAGCCACAACCCUCUUAUCUCGGCUCCCUAGAAUAUUCAUAGGCCUGUGCAAGGGCUCUGGUUGGUGUUUGCUGUGGUCCUCUCUAGCCCCUUCCCCUACCACCAUUUUGAGGGAUUUUGCUUUGAGACCGGGUGUCAUGUAACCCAGAUAUAACUUAGACCUGAAACUCACGGUGUAACUGAAGUGAUUAGAACUUCCUGAUCCUCCUACCUCUGCUUCUCAAGUGCCCUGAUCACUAGUGUAGCCUCACUCAGGCCCAAGUCUUUAGGGCCCACACUCUGGGCAGCCUGGCCAGCCCUACUGAGACACUUACUGAUGCCGUUUAAGUGCUCUGUGGCAAGCCACAGGUUGGUGGACGUGGAUGUCACUUUUUUUUUUUUUUUUUAACAGCUCAGGAGUCUGAAAUGGUGCUCCAGAGCUCAGUAAGGAUGUGAGCAGGCCUCUGUCCUUCUAGAUUUAAGGAGCCCUUUCAUUAUGCCAUCUGCUGCAUUCUGUUCCCUCUUCAAGUGACAGCUUAGAUCAUGUCUCAGUUGCCACUGCUACAGGGCUGUGGGCCGCCAGAGGAAUUUAGCCCUUUGUAGAGUCCUACCAGCCAUGUUGGGGGAUUAAGACAGGGUCGCACCCCACAGAUCUCUGCAUCUCCCCAGCUUGUGUCCAGUUUUGCCCUGGACACCUCAGCACGAUCCCACCCACCCCCCACCCCCGUUAAUGACCAGAGAACUCUACACUCACUGGUGACUGUCCACCUUGCCUGCCCUUCACUCCUCAGCUCCCAGCAGGACCUUGGCUUCUGCCCAUCCCCCACCAAGGGUUGGAACAACAGACCCGCCUGUUCCUAGAAGCCAGCCACCCUACAUAUUUUUAGCUUCCUAUUUUUGAAUUCCACAAUCAUUUCUGAGUCAUCCAGCUGCCUGCCUUCUGGUCACAAGGUCCCUGUGUGGACUCUGUUUCAGACCAGCCAGUGGGACAUGAUGUGCCAGACCGUGUGAUGGGCCCUGGCCUUUCAGUAGCUGAUGGAGGCAGCUCUGGUUUGCUAGGAGCUGUGGGCUAAGUGGAGGCUGGCCUGAGGGGUAUUUGCCUCACUGUCACUAAGGCUUUCCUGAGCCAAAGCCAAGUGACAGAACCUGAGGGUUGGUUUUGGUUUUUGUUGUUGUUGUUUUCUUGUUUUGUUUUGUUUUUUUGUUUUUGGUGUGGCUAGAACAGGACAGCAUGGUGGGCAUGUGUGUGGAGGUUCAUGGCUCCCAGACUCCCAAAGCCUUGAAUGGACUGUGGAGAUGAUAUAUAGUCCCUGUCCAUCAAAAUAAGACAGGCAUGCUGCUCAUACGUAGUGUCUUAACAUCGGAAGCUGAGGCAGGAGAAUCACUGCAUUUUAAGAUCGUCCUGGGCUAAACAGACCUCAUAUCAAGCAAAAAGUCAGGUGUGUUGUGGUAUAUACACCUGUAAUCCCAGCACUUGGGAAGCUAGUGGGGGAGGAUCAGGUACAGGCAGGGUUUCUCACUGAAUCUAAGUCCAGCCUAAGCUGCAUGAGACCCUACCUCAAAAAAAAAAAAAAAAAAAAAAGCCCAACCCUGCCGCCAAAAAGAAAAACCCAUACUGCGUAUUUGGAUAGGCACAGGACUCUGGGCUCAGUAGUGACUGCAGCAGGUCAACUCCAACACCUCGGGUCCCUGAACUGUGUGAUAAUUAACGGUUAGAUGGGUCUGUUGUGUGUUUUCCCAGCUGUUCAGUGUGCACGUAAUUACAUUGCUAAUUUGAAUUCUGUAUGUUUGCCAGGCUUCUCAUUUACUGGUGGUCACAAGGUCUGGGAGAUCUCAGUCCAGUUUUUUUAUAUGGCAGAGUUCCACUGUUAGUGAAAGCCUGGGACAGUGGCACUUUUUCCCAUGGGUCUCCUGGCUAGAACACAGCCAGUGCCCUCCAGUGAGGUCAGCAGUCAUCACUCAUACACUACAUUCCUCUCCCUUGCCUGCCCACAGUUAAAACCCAGCUCAUAAACCUGAUGGCAGCUGAAACUGCUACCAACUUGACCAAAGACCUCAGGCUAGCCUUGUUUCUACCAUCCUUGUGUCCUUGAGGAACCAAUUCAGGCCCAUCCCAGCAUCUUCUAAAUAAAGUCUUUGCUUCCUCUGAGUUUGCACAGACACUGAAAGUUCCAUGUGUCCUCUGGCAGAAAAAAACACAUGCAAAGAUGCUGAGAUUUCUUUUCACUGGAAGAUUAACUAGGGCAGGGAUAGUCAUCCUUUGGGGCCAAGUGUGUCCACUGGUGCUAUGUCCACUCAUGGUAACCUACAGCCCUGACCCAGGAUCCAGAGGAGAUCCUCCCCUCUUGCCAUAUUACCUCAGGCCCCUGGGGGAUAGAAUUCCCCAAGCUAAUCUAUGGCUGCUUGCACAAACUUAUUCUAUAACAGACUCCCAGACCUUACCACAACUGAGGCCAUGUUGGGAGUACCAGUUGAGCCAUAAAACUCAGCCCAUAGACUGCACCACCUGCCAAAAUGAAAACAAAGAUCUAAUCCAUUAAAGCCCAUAGUUCUAGGAAAGUCUCUAAAUGAAUCAACCUUGCUUUUUGGCUUCUGUAGUUCUGUUUCUGGCUAACUGUUCUUGCUAACUGAAGCAUGUCAACCCAGGAUGGAGUUUAUGCUCCUGCCCCUAGAAGGCCUUGCUUCAGGCACGACUGUAUUAGCUUGCCAGACCCAAGCCUGGAUACCUUCAUUGACUGGCCUUCAAUCCUUGGAAUUUAGUGGGAAGUCAAUAACUGGAAACUUGUGAUUGGUGUGGAUUCAGUGCUUCAUUUGCAUGCUCCUGUGCUGCUUCCUGGUAUUGCAAUA